Messenger RNA from Leptosia nina, 879 nucleotides. NCBI's taxonomy places the organism in Eukaryota, Metazoa, Arthropoda, Insecta, Lepidoptera, Pieridae. The record is from the annotation of a GenBank genome assembly.
AUGAAGAUGCUAAGCGCUUUACGUGUUAUGACUAGAACUUUGCUCGGUAGUGAUUCGAAAAAAUUGUCUCUAAAUGUUGUAAGGCAAAAUUCAAAGUUUACAUCGGGCUCAGUUCGUCUGCAAAAGGUGCGGGAAAAGGAACCAGGAGAAGUUAUUAAAUGGAUUUUAUUGGUUAUACCAGCAGGUUCGUUUGGCUUAGGAUGUUGGCAAGUUUAUCGGCUGCAGUGGAAACUAGAACUGAUAGAUAAAAUGCAAUCAAAAACAAACUCACCUCCAGUGGAUAUGCCUCUCGAUUUCAAUAAACUUCAGACAAUGGAAUAUAAAUCUGUGAAAGUAAAAGGCAAAUUUUUACAUGACAAGGAAAUAUUGAUUGGCCCAAGGUCGUUAGUGGAGAAUGAAGUCUUACCAAGAACCGGUUCUCUUGUGUCUGAUCCCAAGAAGAAUCAAGGAUGGCUGGUGGUAACACCUUUUAAACUGUCGGAAACAGGGGAGGUGAUUUUAGUAAAUCGUGGUUGGAUUCCUCAGCAAUUACGCCCAAAAGAAAAACGUCAGGCUUCAAUGAUCACUGAUGAGGUGGAAUUGGUUGGAACUGUUAGAUUAACAGAGACGAGAGGUCCGUUUAUGCCCAAAAACAACCCAGUGAAAGGAUCAUGGUUCUAUAGGGAUUUAAAUCAGAUGAGUGCUUAUUUGGACUGCGCCCCUGUAUGGUUAGAUGCUAAAGGAAACCCCGAACCACCAGAAGGCUGGCCACUACCCAACCAAACUCGGGUCAAUCUAAGAAAUGAACACAUGUCGUAUUUGAUAACAUGGUACCUGCUAUCUGGGUUUACGGCAGUUAUGUGGCACCGUUACUUUAUAAGAAAACUUCCUCUUGUGUAA